Molecule: messenger RNA, 1741 nt
Organism: Papaver somniferum (opium poppy)
Lineage: Eukaryota; Viridiplantae; Streptophyta; Magnoliopsida; Ranunculales; Papaveraceae
Exons: 2
Coding region: 134-1564 (476 amino acids)
Biological process (GO): carbohydrate metabolic process
Molecular function (GO): hydrolase activity, hydrolyzing O-glycosyl compounds
Source: RefSeq, a predicted model, not a curated record
UCCAAAUAAUAAUGAGUGAGUAGUUGAUCUAAUCUUGCUGGAAUUUUCUUCACCAUCUCCAUCUUCGUUGUCACUCCCACAUUUUAGAUGCAGAGGACGUGUUCACCACGUGGCCCCAUUAGAUAUAGAGAAAAUGAAAAUCAAACUUCCUACUUCUUCAACUACUACUUUAUACCACCUUUCUCUCAUCAUCAUCACCAUCUUUUCCAGCCACCAUUACAUACAAAAAGUUCCUCCAAAGUCAACCACUUCUGAACCAUCCAUGGCGGACCCCGAAACAAUAUCAAUUCAUCAAACUGUAACACUCCAAGAAAUCACUGUUGAUUACACUCCAGAACUAUGUACCCAUUCAUCAGAAACAAAUGAAAUCACAGUUCUUUUCGACGAAAGAGGUGGAUCAAGGUGGAGAACAAAAAAUCGUUACCAGUAUGGAACUUUUGGAGCUAACAUCAAGUGUCCUGAUGGUAAUACAAAUGGUUUGAAUUUUAAUCUUUAUUUGUCUUCAUUAGAAGGUGAUAAAUCACAAGAUGCGAUUCAUUUUGAGUUUUUAGGGAAUAAUAAGGGGAUUGUACAGACUAAUUAUAUGACUGCUGGUACUGCGAAUGGUAGCGAACAGAUUAAUGAUUUGGGAUUUGAUUGUAGUGAUGGGUUUCAUGAUUAUGAGAUUAAAUGGGAGAAGGAGUUUAUUGAAUGGUCAAUUGAUGGGAAAUGUAUUAGGAGGGUUGAUAGAGAAGAUGGGGUUGAGUUUCCUGAGAAGGCAAUGUUUUUGUAUGCGUCGGUUUGGGAUGCUAGUGCUAUUGCUGAAGGGGAAUGGUCCGGGAUCUAUGAAGGGGGUGAUGCACCUUAUGCUUGUGUCUAUAAGGAUGUUCGUGUUCCCCUGUUGACUUCCGUGGAUGUGGCGGACCGAGAAUUUCAUCCAGAACAUCUUAUUCAUCAAACUCUGCUACUCAAAGAAAUAGCUGUUGAUUACACUCCAGAAGUAUGUACGCACACACUAGACACAAAUGAAAUCACUGUUCUUUACGACGAAAGAGGUGGAUCAAGAUGGAGAACAAAGACUCGCUACCAAUACGGCACAUUUGGAGCUAAUAUUAAGUGUCCUGAUGGCAAUACAAACGGUUUGAAUUUCAAUCUUUAUCUUUCUUCACUAGAAGGUGAUAAAGCACAAGAUGAAAUUGAUUUUGAAUUCCUAGGUAAUAAUAAAGGAGUUGUACAGACGAAUCAUUAUACUGAUGGUACUGGGAAUAAAGAGCAAAUCCAUGAUCUAGGAUUUGAUUGUAGUGAUGGGUUUCAUGACUAUGAGAUUAAAUGGUCCAAAGAUUACAUUGAAUGGUCAGUUGAUGGGAAGAUUAUUAGAAGAGAUGAUAACGAAGACAGUGCUGAGUUUCCUGGGAAAGCUAUGUUUUUGUAUGCUUCAAUAUGGGAUGCUAGUGGUAUUAACGAAGGAGGAUGGACUGGUAUUUACGAGGGAUCUGAUGCACCUUAUACUUGUAUGUAUAAGGAUGUCCGUGUUCCGCUGUUAACUGCGCUGCCGGAGGAGGAUUCUGAGGAUUUAGUGUGUUGAUCUAUUGAUUACCUAUUUUGUUUUGUAUUUGUGGGCGUACCUGUUUGUUGUUGUAUAAUUAGAGUUGGUUGAUUUUCCUUUCUUCUUCUUUUUUUUCAUUAAGGAUUCUCUAUUUUUUUUUUCAAUUUAAUCAAUUACUGGAAUGAAGUGAAAUAGUAUGUGCUAAUUUUAUCUAUC